GUUCGGCUUUCAGUUUCCUGAGAGACUUCCAACAGAAAACAUCGAAAUUCGGUGAAAAAUUGAGGAAAAGAAAGAAAAAAAGCUAGCAGCUGCAUUUAGAUAGCAGAUACCGAUACCUUGAAUUGGUAUUUUCCACGCAAAAGUGCAUUAAAAAUACGCGUUUUUUGAAAGAAGAGACAAAGUGAUUACCAAACAGAGAGCCAAAGUUCAUUGGACGCCCCAAGAAAUCCGAGAGACAAAGUGAAACGACCUCGCACAACGCGCGCAAAAAGAGAGAACUAAAGAAAAAUACACACCCACAACUUAAACUGAUUGCUAUUGCAACGCUCCUUUCAAGGAAAAAUAAUCAAAGCUACAAACAUGGAUGUUUGGGGACUCUGCGUUAGCGAUACCACGAUGGCAUAUGGCGGCUCAAUGCGAAGCGGAUAUUACCGGGAUUACGAGCAGUUCCCCUACGGAACCCUCGAAUCCACAACCUCUCAGCAUGCGGUCAAGGAUUGUUACAGUCGAGUGCAAGAAAAAUGCAAGCAAGUGAAGACCGAGAAGCAGAUGCGCAAGGACUGUCCGUUCUGCAAGGAACACAAGAAGCGACCGCUUAUUAACUACAUGCGCAAGCGGGAGCAGCGAAAGCAUCAUGACAGCAUCUGCGAGGACGAGGAGGACAUGCACGAACAUGAGCUGGAGCACGCCCACAAUCAUAGCCAAACCUCCGUCCUUGCAGCUCCGCAAAGCUGCAAGGUGUGAGAGGGAGCGAGAUGACUCUAUUACAGACGUUUCCCACUGACAUUCGCGAAAUGCCAUAUAUACGAGAGUGUAAACAGAAGAAAGGAAAGAAACCCGAAAGAGAGACAACAAAAACAAAGAAAUAACCAGAGGAGAAACGAGAAAUAAAGCUGUUAAAGAAAGAUUGCAAGAUUGCAAGAAAGAGCUAAAGAGAGAGAGAGAGUGAGACAGCAGCAUACAGUUACAAUAAUCCAAGGCAACUGUACCCGUUAUUUUUGAAAUGGUUGCCCCAGCAUUUCCGCAUCGCGAAUACACUACCAUUUACAAGAACAGAAAAACUUGAUACCAAUUUACAAUUCCCUAUAUAACCAUUAUCUACAAUUUCGUUUUGACGCCAACUUCGCAGUUAUGUACAACUAUAAACAGUAAUUUGUUUACCGACAAACAAUAGCGCACGAUGAAAAAAUCAAAUAACGAAUACCUGCCCCGCUUGACCAACGCAUUUUUUUGACCUUAGGCAAGAGAAAAGAAAAACCUGAAAAAAAGCUACAAAAAAUAUAUUUACAAAAAAAACACAACAAGGGAAGCAAAAAUAGCAGAAAAACAAAAUUUUCUAUUUUGCGUACGAGACUGAGUAAAUUGCAGUAGAAAAUGUUUAAGCUAAAUUUUUUGGUUUUUUCGUUGGAUUUAUUUUGGACCCAAUUGGAUCAGUUACAGGUAUACCAUAUAGACAAGAAAUAAUGAAAAACAAAUAAGAUACGAAAAUGCUUCAUUGGCGCCAACUAAGGUAUAUAAAAUAUUAUUUUUUCGAUAUAUGUGUAGCUACUUUGGACCCCCGAUUUUUAUUGUAUCCUUGUCUAUAUUAGACAUUCCCAUAUAUUUAUUG
This is a messenger RNA of Drosophila eugracilis, 1609 nucleotides long. RefSeq lists its product as uncharacterized. The record is from RefSeq and is a predicted model, not a curated record. The coding region runs from base 361 to 744 and encodes 127 amino acids. The transcript has 2 exons. NCBI's taxonomy places the organism in Eukaryota, Metazoa, Arthropoda, Insecta, Diptera, Drosophilidae.